Molecule: messenger RNA, 5888 nt
Organism: Antechinus flavipes (yellow-footed antechinus)
Lineage: Eukaryota; Metazoa; Chordata; Mammalia; Dasyuromorphia; Dasyuridae
Gene: PCID2
Product: PCI domain containing 2
Exons: 14
Coding region: 359-1378 (339 amino acids)
Biological process (GO): poly(A)+ mRNA export from nucleus; transcription elongation by RNA polymerase II; post-transcriptional tethering of RNA polymerase II gene DNA at nuclear periphery
Cellular component (GO): transcription export complex 2
Molecular function (GO): RNA binding; double-stranded DNA binding
Source: RefSeq, a predicted model, not a curated record
AGGGGCGCGGUCGCUACCGAAGAUGCCCCUCGGCUCGCUUCCCUUUUUUUUAAGGGCUGGUGCACGAGCUCUUUUGAGGGGUUUGUGACUCCACUUUCCUGGAUGACCCCGCACGAAGCCCUUCUCCUCAGGUUUCCUUGCUCUAGGAAGUCAACUCAUUUUUUAAGAAAUGAGAAAGAGGAACGGUGAGUGAAGAGAGAACCUCGAGUUUCAGGUAUAUGAAGCAAUUGACACCAGAGAUGGAUUGUCUUGUUCAGAGUUGGUAUCUUUUAAGCAUCCUCAUGUUGCAAAUCCCCGGCUUCAGCUUCCCUCUCCAGAAGAGAAGUGUCAACAAGUUUUGGAACCUCCUUAUGAUGAAAUGUUUGCAGCUCAUUUAAGGUGUACCUAUGCUGUGGGAAACCAUGAUUUCAUUGAAGCGUACAAAUGCCAGACUGUGAUUGUUCAAUCUUUCCUGAGAGCAUUUCAAGCCCACAAAGAAGAAAACUGGGCUUUGCCUAUUAUGUAUGCUGUAGCUCUUGAUCUUCGGAUUUUUGCUAAUAAUGCUGACCAACAGUUAGUGAAGAAAGGGAGAAGUAAAGUUGGGGAUAUGUUGGAAAAGGCAGCUGAAUUGCUGAUGAGCUGUUUUCGAGUGUGUGCUAGUGAUACUCGUGCUGGUAUAGAUGACUCUAAGAAGUGGGGAAUGCUAUUUCUGGUCAAUCAACUAUUUAAAAUUUACUUUAAGAUCAACAAACUUCAUCUUUGUAAGCCCUUAAUUAGAGCAAUUGAUAGCUCAAAUCUGAAAGAUGACUACAGCACAGCACAGAGAGUUACAUACAAGUACUAUGUUGGUCGCAAGGCGAUGUUUGACAGUGAUUUUAAGCAAGCUGAAGAAUAUCUGUCAUUUGCCUUUGAGCAUUGUCACCGUUCAAGUCAGAAAAAUAAAAGAAUGAUUCUGAUAUAUCUGCUGCCAGUAAAAAUGCUGUUGGGUCAUAUGCCAACAGUUGAGCUUUUGAAAAAGUAUCAUCUUAUGCAAUUUGCAGAAGUAACCAAAGCUGUGAGUGAAGGAAAUCUUCUGCUCUUGAAUGAAGCUUUAGCAAAACAUGAAACUUUCUUUAUUCGCUGUGGUAUUUUUCUUAUUCUUGAGAAGCUGAAGAUCAUCACCUAUAGAAAUCUCUUUAAGAAAGUAUAUUUAUUACUCAAAACACAUCAGCUUUCUCUUGAUGCUUUUCUAGUUGCCUUAAAAUUCAUGCAAGUUGAAGAUGUUGAUAUUGAUGAAGUUCAGUGCAUUUUAGCUAAUCUCAUAUACAUGGGUCAUAUUAAAGGAUACAUAUCUCAUCAGCAUCAAAAGCUAGUGGUUAGCAAGCAAAAUCCUUUUCCUCCACUUUCAACUGUGUGUUGAUUCAACAACACUCUGCAGAUUGUGCAACAUUAAGACUAAACAAUUUUUGCAGAAAUUUAAACUUGCAAAACUUUUUUCAAAAAUAAGUCAUGCAGUUGAAACUCAAAAGUAAUUCUGUUACAUUCAGGACUGGAAUCUUGGAAACUUCUCGUGGCUUCUUUCCCAGGGACACAGGCUAUGAACUUGGCAGAGUUACCUAGGGGACAUGAAUUGCUCCUUUAUAAAAUACAGCUUCUAUUAACUUCGGUAUGAUCUGAAGUUUUAUUAAAAAAAAAAAAAAAAGAAAACAUUCCUAGUCUACCAUGAAGCUUUUACAAAACUUCUGUAAAGAUGGUAUUUUGAAAAUUAAGGCAGCUAAACAUUUUACUUUUCAUAGUGCUAUUCAUUAAAUGAUCUUUGUACUUUUUCAUAAGUUUUUUUUGGGAAAAAACAUUCAGUAUGUAUGGAAAUGGUGAAUUCUCUUAUCUUUCAGAGUAUCAGGAUUUCAGUAUUCCAUUUCAAAAUUUUGUCCAUAACAGCUUAGAUUACUUUAAGAGGGAAAUUACAUUUGAUUGUGAAUGCUGCUUUUCCUUGUAUUUACUCACUACAACUUAACAUUUUCAUAUUUUGCAAGACAAGCACAUUUGUUUUGUUUUGUUUUGUUUUGUUUUGUUUUGUUUUGUUUUUUUUUUUACCUGACUAUGACAAAUGCUUUGGAAAAUCAUUCUCACCUCAGAUCCUUGUAGGCUUGUAAGUUUGUUGCACAGAAAUUCUCUAUAAACAUCUCUCCACUUUAUCCGAGGAAAAGAACUCUUCAAAUUCCUCCUAUUCCUAGCAGAAAAGAUAGGACCAUAAUCCAUUUUCUUUCUCAUUUUCAAGUUUAUCUGAACCCUGACAAAAUUGUCUUCCCCACUUUCUCAAUAUUGGGAAUGCUGUGAAAAUGAUUAGAACAGCUGUAGACUACCUCUUUGCUUUUCCACAUCAUAUUCUCCCAGUUGUCUUGGAAUUCCUAGUAGCUUUCUGGUUUCAGACCAGCAUGAAUCUCUCCAUUUUUCAGGAUGAUAGAGAUCCCCACCGAAGCAUUCAGAAGCUACUCAAAAAAAAAAAAAAAAAAAAAAAAAAAAAAAAAAAAGGAUAUAAUCUCACUGCAAGAGGUCUUCCCUUGCUGUAUUUUGAUAAUGAAAUUUUUGCUGUACCAAAAUAAGUUUUCCAGUACCCACUAGUACCCUCAUUUGGAAGGGUUUAGUUUUAAUGUAUGUGUUAAAUAUAAACCAUUAUACAAAUGCAAGGUAUUUUUUUAAAAAAAUAAAAUGUUAUUGAUAUUUUUUCAUUUUUAUGUCAUUCUCGCAUCUCUGUUCCUUCUCCCAGAGAGCCAUCCCAUGUAAUAACAAAAAUUAAGAUGAGGAAGAAGAGAAAAAAUAAUCGGCAAACCUGUCAGUAUGUUGCCACCCCCCCCAAAAAACAAACAAACAAACAAAACCAACAACAACAUUUGUAAUGUUAUACGUUGCUAAAACCUCUAAUUAUGCAGAGGAGUGGAGGACAGUUUUCCCUUUUUUAUUCUUUGGAUACAUGUUUAUUAUUUGUAGUUUUUUGGGGGGGAGUUCUUUCAAUUUGUAUUGGAGUCAUUGUUGGAAAUCUUCCACUUUUUUCAUUUUCUAGCUUUUCAUUUAAGUCUGUGUUUUUCUGUAUUCAUUAUAUCCAUCACUUUUUAUAGCAUAUUAGUAUUCCAUUACAUUGUUUUAUAAUUUGUUUAGGCUUGCUUCAAUUGAUGAACUUUUGCUGUUUUUCCCAGUUCUUCGACAUGAAGUAUUACUUUUGCAGAAUAAUAUGUAAUAGUUAAGUAAGUACUGAAAUCUGAGGACCUGAACUGGAAUCACUGCCUUAACACUGACCAUUUAAUAGUUCUUUGACUAUAGGAAGAUCCUUAUCCUCUCCAAGGCUUUUUUUUCCAACUAAAUUAUAUGAGAAGUAUGAGAGAACUAAAGAAAAUGAAUUUUUUCCUGGGUGUUUUUCUCAUUGUCCAUUUUUUAAAAAAUCAGUAUAUUUCACAUUUGAAGCAAUGCUCAUUUACAUAUAGGGAAUGGACAUUUUCUUUAGAAUUAACAGAAGGUAUUUAAAUAGUUGAAAAGUUGAGUAUAACAUUUCAUACAUUCAAAAGUAAUAUUGAAAUUACAUUCUAGGGCCCAAGCUCAAAAUGCUUUCAGCAAGGAGAAUCUUCAGAGCUUUCCCUUCAAGUUUUCAAGCAUCCAAGGUUACCUCCAUGUCACAAUCGAGACUUUUCCAUUGCUCAUCAUGAUUGCUUCAAAGAUCUUUAUUUCAGCUUAUAUGCUGACAAAUGUUGCAAGGCUGAAGUAGUGGGGAUAUUCUAAAAAGAACUUGAAAAAAAUCCUUUGAUAUUUUGACAGUUUGUGAGCACAAGGGAACAGUAUCAUUUGAGGUUAAAAAAUACAAGAAAGUGUAAUAGCUUCUACAUGUUUCAGAACCCUCCAACCCAUAUUCUACUCUGCUUAUUUUUUAAAAUCUAUUUUAACUAGUUAAAUGACUUAGGACAUGUCAUUUAAUCUAUCUCAGCACAGUUUUCUCAUUUGAAAAAUGAGGAUGUUUUAAUAUGUAAGCUUUAAAUAUCUUCUGUCAGUGUCCCUGAGAAAGAUGUGCUUGACAUUUGUCACUUUGAGAAUGUGGAGGAAUUCUCAAGGAGCUAUUUUUUUCCUUUGUCCUCCUAGUCACUGCCACUAGCCGAUUUAUAGGGUCUAUGCUUCAACAUAUAAUUUACAACCAUGUAUAUAAAAGUGGUCAGUUUAAACAUGAACAUAAUUUUUCAUACUAUAUUAUCUAUGCAGCAUAUAUUAGGAAAAAAAGAUAUAUAUUGAGGAUCAGAGAACUAGGAUACUUUAUCCUAGAUUGGAAGGGGCCAGCCCUUUUAAUUUACAUUUUUAGAGAUGAGCAAUUCAAACGGAUGGAUAAAGGCAUAACUGAGACAGAAUUGACUCUUAAAUGUAAUGCUUUCUCCGUAUGCUUUUUAAAUAGGGGCCCAGUUCACUGUCCCUCAGACUGUUGGAGGGCUGGACUAUAGCAAAAACAAAAACUUGGUUUUGUGGGCCUUUAAAUAAAAAAACUUCAUAGCCCUGGGUGAGGGGGAUAAUCGUCCUCAGCUGCUGCAUCUGGCCCGCGGCCAUAGUUUGAGGACCCCUGCACUAGACCAUUUUGCUUGCUGAGUUAGGACUUCACAGAAUAGUCUUAUUUUUUUAAUGACUAGAUCAAAAUAUCAAAUUUUAAUGUUAUCCAUUUUAAGUGGGAAAAUAUUUCAAAAUGAAAUGGUUUUUAUUAUGGUGAUUCAUUGAUCCCAAUGGGGUUAACAUCUUUACCAUAGCCUUAUCACUUAAUCCCUUGAGUCUUCAUUUUCUGACCUUCUAGACUCCAAUCUCUGCUUGUCUACUUCAGUAGUACUUUCCAUGUAUUGUCAUUGGCCAGUGUUUCCAACAGGCGAAAUGAGGUUUACUUUAUCAGACUACUCCAACUAUAUUUUGGCCAUAGUACUUACCUAUUUAGGAUGAGCUCCCCUGUUCCCAUUUGACCAUUCAUUUAUCAACCCUGAGUUCCAAAUUGGGCUUUACUUUCUUAGGGCCUGACAUUUUUUCCUUUACACCAUCUACUCCCAAAUUGUUUCCUUUAUAUUUCUUUAGCCUGUUCUGUAUACUUGUAUUACAGGGUCCACUCUACAUAUCUUGGUUUUGUGACAGAUCCAUGCUCUCCAGUCUUAAGCACUAGUAUGUCUAAUGAUUUCUUUUGUAUCCUUUUCUAGGAUUAGAACCUCUCUCCCCUUUGGCUAAUUUUAGACUCAUCAUGAGUUCUCAAUCCUUUUUGUAACUGAAAGCCUGAUUCUUGAAACUUAAAAACAAUUUACUUCUACUGAUUGUAGUUUUUAAAAUGGUAAAGAGGCUAAUGUUCUUUACUAUUCUUAUCUUUAGUGCACUAAUUUAAUACUUCUUGCAUUUUAUAGCAAAAACUUCUGCUUAGUCAACAUUUUCAUAUGCCUACAGCUAACAGGCACCCUAUCAUACAGGAUUUCAGGUUUUUAGAUAACAAGUUUUAUUUUCUCUCCUAGAAUGUUAGCUCCUUGAGAGUAGGAAUUGUUUUUGCCUUUGUGUACAAGAUAAAUAUUACUUUCUUGUUUGUUAUCUUUGAAAAGAGGUAGAAAUAGAAUCUUGCUUUACAUAAGUGUCAGUGAAGGCCCAUUUACAUGUAUUGUUUACAUUAAUUGAAAGACUUGUAAUCUUUGUUAAAAAUAAUCAAAAUAAAUUUAUAAUUUGUUGCUUUUUUAAGUUAUCUCAGCCAAGUUCUUAAAAUUUGAGUGGCUUCUUAAAAAUGGCUAUCAGUAUUUAAAGUGAACGUAAUUGAAAAUUUGCAUUUUAAGCCCCUUUUUAAUAUUUAUUGAUGUUAUGCUUGCUUUUGAAUGGGCCUUAAUAUUUCUUAAAAGUUUGUAAGAUUGCAUGACAAAAUCAAUAAAGAAUUGGUCCAGAAUCAGGAA